GUAGCGUUACAUUACUCACUCAAAUACGUAUAUUGCGUUCUUCUUUUUUGAUUGUGUCGCCGGGAAAUCAAGAUUCCGGCAACCUAAGAUACACUCAAAAUCAACUUCUAUACACAUAGAUUUUAUUCCGGCGGCUCGGAGUUUGUUUUCUUUGGUUUAGUGAUUGAUGGCAACUGGUCGAAAAUUUACAAGUAAUCAAAGUGAACGAUUUUUGGGUAGUUUUAGUUACAAUAAUGGUCAAGAAACAGUUGCAGAUGGAUCAGAGCUACAAGAAGAUGAGGUUUGGUCAAUGGUUGAUGAUCACUUGGCUAACGGGGAUUGGACUUCACGCGCCGCCGUCGAUGGUAAUGGAAGUUUCAGUAGUUAUCAGAGUUUACGGCACCCGCCCACCGCCAACCACCACCAACAACACCGCCGCCAAGUCGGAGGGUUGUCUUUGGCUUUUGCUGAUUCGAGCAAAACGUCAUCAACCAGGGUCGUGCUUCAAAUCCGUGGACAAGACAGCGUGGCGAAAUCACCACGUGGGCGGUAUGUGGCUACCUCGGCCCCAGUGAAUGUGCCGGAUUGGUCCAAAAUUUAUCGAGUUGACUCGGUCGAGUCGAUGCAUGACUCGGACGAUGGCUUUGACGACGUUGAAUCCGAGUUGUUUCCUCCUCAUGAGUACCUGGCUCGUGUAUAUGCAGGGAGCCGGAACAAUUCGGUUUUCGAGGGUGUGGGUCGGACGCUUAAGGGGCGGGACAUGAGUCGAGUUCGAGACGCUGUGUGGAGCCAGACUAGGUUCGAUGGUUAAAAAUUAUGAUUAUUGAAAUGGGUUCAUCAUUAAUCAUUAUUAGCAGCCUAAAUUAUAAUGAAAAGUAUUUGUUAUUUCCUGUGCGCCAUAAGCUUUUUUUUUCUUGGGCACCUGAGUCAGAUAUGAUUUCCAUUGGCAGCAAUUCAGCCCAAAAUUGUAUCUUGUUUUUUUGGUCAAGAUUUGUCAUUUUCUUAUUAUCAAUAAUGAUACGGUUAAAUUUAAGUGCAAAGAAAUUUGAAUA
Olea europaea var. sylvestris is the source of this 1031-nucleotide messenger RNA. RefSeq lists its product as uncharacterized. The coding region runs from base 167 to 790 and encodes 207 amino acids. NCBI's taxonomy places the organism in Eukaryota, Viridiplantae, Streptophyta, Magnoliopsida, Lamiales, Oleaceae. The record is from RefSeq and is a predicted model, not a curated record. The transcript has a single exon.